UCUUGAUAAUCUGCCUCUGAGCUCAGUCUAUCGUCCCGACCUGAUAAUCAUCAUGUGGCCUUGAGGUGCGUCACGUGGUCAUGUGGCACCGGGUGCGCGCUCAGCGGCACUGCGCGUUCAUGUAAUGGGGAAGCGGACACCGUUACACAGGGGAGAGCAGGAAGUUUCACCCGUAGCCCCUGGAAAAGAGAAGAAAGUUUGUGUCUUUGUCAACAUGACAGACACUGAUGGUUACCAUGAGCAGCUUCAGAGAGACACUCACUUCCUGUGCACAGACCAGAGGAUGGACACUGAGCUGGUUGACAGACUGGUGCUGCAGCUGAACAGGACAUACCCACAGAUACUCUGUGACAAGGAGGCUCACAGGUUCAGGAACCUGAGAGUGCCCACCAAGGUGCGAUUAGCCGAUCUGCUGAAGGAUCUGUAUAGGAAAGGCGAGGAGGCAUGUCAUGAAUUCUACAGAGGACUUCACAUCCAUGCAGAGGAGGUGUACUCCAGCCUUCCCUCUAGAGUUAGACACAAAGUGGCAGAAAAACCCAUCAUACUACCUCCUACAGAGAUGUCAGACUCCAAGUGGACCAACAGUGUGGAAGUCAGCCCAGAAAGAUAUGUGCUUAAUGAAAGAGGUCCCAUUUUCUUCCUGAGCUGUUUUAGUUUUGUUGCUGGCAUUGCAAUGCUCUACUAUUGUGGAGAGGGAGAAACAUUGAGAUCUACCAGUCCUUUUCUUCAAUGCUCUGCUGCAAGACUUAGUAAAGGUGCUAAAGAUAUUUUACUUGCCUAUACUGAGGCUGGAAAGCACAAAAAAUGAGACAAUUGAGUUGGUCCCAUGAGAUGGAACUAUGAAAUUUGCCAUUUUUCAGUGCCAAAUUCAUACAUACUUACAGAACCAUACUUGUAUGUACUCAGUGGGGUUUUUUUUGUGUUUUUUUUUUAAUCUCUGGAAGACUCAAAUUGACAUUAUUCUAGGAGUGUCCUAAACUCACACAGUGAAACAGAAACAUACCUCUUGUAAGUAAGAAUUUUCUCUUUUACAUUAAAUGUAACCCAAUAACUUGAAAUUAACAAUGUAUUUUACACAUGUCAGUUUCAUAAUACAUAAUAUAUAUCUUUUGUAACCCGCUGAUCCAAGUGCCUUAUGAAACUGAGAAAAUGUAAAGAUUAACAGUACUAUAAAUAUGUUAAAAUGUGUCAAAAUAAAACUUAAAAAACAUUGACUUCA
Sphaeramia orbicularis (orbiculate cardinalfish) is the source of this 1219-nucleotide messenger RNA. RefSeq names its product caspase recruitment domain-containing protein 19-like. Gene Ontology annotation, cellular component: mitochondrion. The coding region runs from base 125 to 808 and encodes 227 amino acids. The record is from RefSeq and is a predicted model, not a curated record. NCBI's taxonomy places the organism in Eukaryota, Metazoa, Chordata, Actinopteri, Kurtiformes, Apogonidae. The transcript has 7 exons.